AUGCAUGAGCAAGGCUUCUUUCCAGACCACCAUUUGCUGCAGGCUGGUUGCACAGGGGGCUCAUCAUUGACAUCACAAAGCCAAAUCCUGAAGAAGCACCUGUUGCUGCUAGGGCAAAUCUCUUGCUUUGAAGUAGGGGAAGAAGGCCAAGGUCUUCAGUGUGCUAGUCAGAGGCAGGUUGACAAUCACUUGGUCCAGUCCUUGAAGACCCCAAUGGAGAUCCCGGCUCUUGGUCGACCCUUACCUCUGGGGACAUUGUAUGACUGUUGCUCAGAUACCUUCAUCCCUAGCAUCACUGUGUGGGACAGGGAUAGGCUGCAGAGAAAUGUGACCACAGAAAAGCAGUGCAAGACUGACUUUGACAUCAUCACCUCUGAUUCUAUUCAUGAGAAGACCAAUGCCAUGAAUAUCACUGCAGAGCUGAAAGCAAGUGUCCUGGGGGGGCUGGUAGAAAUAGGAGGCUCUGCCAAGUAUUUAAAUGACACCAAGACAUCGCAACAGCAAGCUCGGGUCACUCUCAAGUACAGUCUGACUACACAGUAUUCCCACCUCACGAUGAACCACCUGGGAUAUCAGAAUAUUGCUUACCAUGAUGUGUUUGAUAAUGGAACAGCCACCCACGUGGUCACUGCAGUGCUCUAUGGGGUCCAGGCUUUCUUCAUGUUUGAUCAGAAAGUUUCCAACAACGAAAAUGUAAAGGAUAUAGAAGAAACAUUGAAGGCUAAAGUAAAGGAUAUUCCCCAAAUAUCAGCAAAAGUAGGGGGAGAGAUAAAAAUGGAGGACAGUGAGAAAAAAUCAACCAAGGAAUUCUGGUAUAAGUUUUGUGGGGAUUUUGUCCUUGAGACCAAUCCAGUGACUUAUGAAGAUGCAGUAAGAGUCUAUGUCUCCCUUCCUAAGCUACUUAGGGUUCAUGGGGUGCCCCUCCAAGUCUGGCUGUACCUUCUGGAGGAGCUGAGCUCCAAGGGUGCCAGGCUGGUUCAAGGGAUCAGCAUUAGCUUGGUGUGGGAUGCCCAGGACACUCUGGAGAAGUUAUCUCCAGAUAACUUAUAUCCAGUAAAGUUAUCUGAGUAUGAGAAGAGGUGUCAUGACAUGCUUGAGGCACUAGGAGUCUCAGUCUUUUCUACAAUCAGGGAAAAGGUCAGGCUAUUCCAGGAGCUAAAUUGGCAGCACAGACUGCUUUUAUAGAAGGAAAUAGCCAAGGCCUUCCCUCAGAUCCAGGCAGGUAGAGCAGAGGAAGAUGAGCUAACUAGGAUUUUAACCAGGGAAAGCCAGUCCCCAUUCAGCACUAGGAGGCUCUCAGAGUUCCUGGAUCAGAAGCUCUAGGAGAUGAAGGUGGUCAAGUCCUACCUCACCCUUCUGAAGGAGGUACCAGUCAUAACUGACCAGAAUGAAUUGGAUGAUAUGAUACUAGGCUCUCCCCACAGAUUUGUCCUGGUGUUUGCACUCACCUCCUUGCAAGAGGAACCCUACUUAGCAGAUUGGAAACAGUGGCUACGGAAUCCAGAAUCAUUCAGUCCUGACUGUGAGCAAAAGACAAAUUCCUCCUGGAUUAAGAACAGAGAGACAAGGGGAAAAGCAAUACAAUUGGCAGAAUCCUUUUUAACAUUUGCCAAGGCCAAUCAUUCCACUGAGAAGACCCAAUUCAUUGUGGCAUCUGUCCCAGACCAGGAGAACAAGGAGGUCUCCAUUUACCUCUAUGAAAAGGGACUGCUGGGCAGCACCAACUUUAAGGUACCAGUCAAACCUCCCCCUCCUCAGAUUGGUGAGGUCACACAUGAAUGUGUAACACUCACACUGACCCCAGCAUCUGGAAAGGAGAAGAGGAUCACUGGCUAUCAGACAGAGUACCAGGUUGUAGGGGAAGAGGGCUGGUCCACCAUCCCUGUGCCUGGAAAGUCAGAGGUAUUCAAAGUGAGUGGCCUUGAGCCUAGCACAGAGUAUGUGUUCAGGUUUGCUGAGGUGUGUGAGGUAGGGAUCAGCGAGAGCAGUGAUAUGAGCCUUGCUGUGAGGACACUUACCCCAAGCUGCCCUCCCGGGAAGCCAGAAGAUCUUGUGGUGGGACCACAGUCUGUGACCCUGCACUGGCAGGGUCCAAGUGUUGGUGCAGCAGGAGUCAAGAUCAAGGAACAUAGAAUAGAGUACACAGAGGUGACUGAAGCUGUGGGUGAGGAGAAGGAAGGAGAAUGGCAUGAACACAGCACAGGAAAAAAAGAGAUGUCCUUUGACAUUGGCGGACUGACACCUCAGACUGUAUACAGAUUCCGAGUUUUUGUUGUGUAUGAUGGAGGCUGCAGCAGUGACAGGAGUGGCCCAGUGAGGACCCUCUCUUCGAGAGAGGCUGUUUGA
This is a messenger RNA of Trichosurus vulpecula (common brushtail), 2346 nucleotides long. RefSeq names its product stonustoxin subunit alpha-like. NCBI's taxonomy places the organism in Eukaryota, Metazoa, Chordata, Mammalia, Diprotodontia, Phalangeridae. The record is from RefSeq and is a predicted model, not a curated record. Gene Ontology annotation, molecular function: protein binding. The transcript is spliced from 3 exons.